CUGUCGAAAUUACCGGGAAAGGCAAUAAACCAAUUUUUAACGCAGUCUAAAUUUCGAGUGCUUCUCCAAUUGCUCUGGAAAUUUCGAUGGCUGGAAAUUUUUGGCAAAGUUCUCAUUCCCAACAGUGGAUUUUGGAUCGUCAAGACUUAAUACGAGAACGUCAAUACGAUUUACAAAUUCUAUCCGAAGAUGAGUAUCAAAAAGUGUUCAUAUUCUUUGCCAAUGUCAUUCAAGUACUUGGAGAGCAGUUGAAAUUACGUCAACAAGUUAUUGCCACUGCAACAGUGUAUUUUAAAAGAUUUUACGCAAGAAAUUCCUUGAAAAAUAUCGAUCCUCUACUGUUGGCCCCUACUUGUAUACUUUUAGCAUCUAAGGUUGAAGAGUUUGGUGUGAUUUCAAAUUCCCGUUUAAUUUCUAUUUGCCAAUCAGUGAUAAAAAGUAAAUUUAGUUACGCUUACACGCAAGACUUUCCAUAUCGCACAAAUCAUAUUUUGGAAUGCGAGUUUUAUUUAUUAGAAAAUUUGGAUUGCUGUCUGAUUGUGUAUCAACCGUAUCGUCCAUUAUUGCAGCUAGUUCAAGAUAUGGGGCAAGAGGAUCAGUUAUUAACAUUUAGCUGGCGAAUUGUUAAUGAUUCGUUACGUACGGAUGUUUGUUUGUUGUAUCCACCAUACCAGAUUGCUAUAGCAUGCUUACAAAUCGCCUGUGUCAUAUUGCAAAAAGACUCGAUGAAGCAAUGGUUCGCUGAACUUAACGUUGAUUUGGACAAAGUUCAGGAAAUUGUACGCGCCAUUGUUAAUCUUUUCGAGUUAUGGAAAGAUUGGAAGGAAAAAGACGAAAUACAAAUGCUCUUAGCGAAAAUACCGAAACCAAAACCUGCACCUCAGCGAUAAAGUUACUUAAAAAAUAAAUUAUUCUCCUUUUUUCAUAGUACAUAGCUCUAAGAAUGAAGACGAAUGUAUAUCCCCUAGUAGAACUACAAGCGUAU
Messenger RNA from Glossina fuscipes, 985 nucleotides. RefSeq names its product cyclin-C (gene CycC). Gene Ontology annotation, cellular component: mediator complex; nucleus. Gene Ontology annotation, biological process: positive regulation of transcription by RNA polymerase II. Gene Ontology annotation, molecular function: cyclin-dependent protein serine/threonine kinase regulator activity. The transcript is spliced from 2 exons. Bases 87 to 890 code for a protein of 267 amino acids. Lineage: Eukaryota; Metazoa; Arthropoda; Insecta; Diptera; Glossinidae. The record is from RefSeq and is a predicted model, not a curated record.